AGACGCGGCGCGGGGCCAUCGGACAUCUUGGGCCGCCCCGCACGGAGCGGGGAGCGCCGCCGCCGGGUCCCCGGGGCGGGAGCAGCCGCGGCGCCCCUCUCGCCUCGCCUCGCCCCGGCUGCCUCUCCCACCCCCGCCUCCCCCGGGCUGCUCAGAGCAUCCCUCCUCCCCUCUAUGCAUUUGUCUUAAUCCUUCUCAGAGACAAGAUGGCAACGCCGGCGGCUGUAAACCCUCCCGGUCAAGGAUUUGAGGUUUGGAGAUCUCCUUAAGCCUGGAGCACUGGCAGAGGGAUGAGUGCCAGCCUGCGUUUCAGGCUCAGGUCAGCUCUGCAAGGUGCCACGCACAAAUGCAGGAAGACUUGGAGCUCUGCUAAGUUCAGUCUGGUCCACUGAGUGCUACCAAAAUAAAUGGCAUCGGACAUUCCUGGCUCGGUGGCCUUGCCGGUGGCACCAAUGGCAAGUGGACAGGUGAGAAUGGCAGGAUCCAUGCCUUCCAGAGGAGGAAAGCGCCGCUCUGGAAUGGAUUUCGAUGAUGAAGAUGGGGAAGGACCCAGCAAAUUUUCAAGGUAUGAUGGUGAUCAAAUCUCUGGUGAUAAGGAAAAGUUUGCAAGGUGGGAAGAUGAUCAAAGUACUGCUGACACAGAAAGGAUGGCCAGGGAGAAUCACAGUGAAAUUGAGAGGCGCCGAAGAAAUAAGAUGACACAGUACAUCACCGAACUGUCUGAUAUGGUACCCACUUGUAGUGCGUUGGCUCGUAAACCUGACAAGCUGACGAUUCUUCGGAUGGCUGUUUCACACAUGAAAUCAAUGAGGGGCACUGGAAAUAAAUCUACUGAUGGAGCUUACAAGCCUUCGUUUCUUACAGAACAGGAACUGAAACAUCUUAUCCUGGAGGCUGCAGAUGGGUUCCUGUUUGUAGUUGCAGCUGAGACCGGAAGAGUCAUCUACGUAUCCGAUUCUGUGACUCCUGUGCUGAACCAGCCUCAGUCCGAAUGGUUUGGCAGCACUUUGUAUGAGCAGGUUCACCCAGACGAUGUGGAAAAGCUACGGGAGCAGCUGUGUACAUCUGAAAACUCUAUGACAGGACGAAUCCUGGACUUGAAGACUGGAACGGUAAAGAAAGAGGGUCAGCAGUCCUCAAUGAGAAUGUGCAUGGGAUCGAGACGCUCUUUCAUAUGCAGGAUGAGGUGUGGAAAUGCUCCUCUGGAUCAUUUACCUCUGAACAGAAUAACCACCAUGAGAAAAAGAUACAGGAAUGGCCUUGGCCCAGUAAAAGAAGGCGAAGCACAGUAUGCUGUUGUCCAUUGCACUGGCUAUAUCAAGGCAUGGCCACCAGCAGGAAUGACUAUACCAGAAGAAGACGCUGAUGUGGGACAAGGUAGUAAAUACUGCCUCGUGGCAAUAGGAAGGCUUCAGGUAACCAGCUCUCCGGUGUGCAUGGACAUGAAUGGCAUGUCGGUCCCAACUGAGUUUUUGUCGAGGCACAACUCUGAUGGAGUCAUCACUUUCGUCGACCCCAGGUGCAUCAGCGUCAUUGGCUACCAGCCCCAGGAUCUUCUGGGGAAAGACAUUUUAGAAUUCUGCCAUCCUGAAGAUCAAAGCCAUUUGAGAGAGAGUUUCCAACAGGUUGUGAAACUGAAAGGUCAAGUCCUGUCUGUGAUGUAUCGUUUUCGCACCAAAAACCGAGAGUGGAUGCUGAUCAGAACCAGCAGCUUCACGUUUCAGAAUCCUUACUCUGACGAGAUUGAGUACAUCAUCUGCACCAACACCAACGUGAAACAACUUCAGCAGCAGCAAGCAGAACUUGAAGUGCAUCAAAGAGACGGGCUGUCAUCCUAUGACUUAUCACAGGUGCCUGUUCCAAGUAUACCAACUAAUGUUCAUGAGGGCGGAAAGUCUGUGGAAAAGCCUGAUGCUAUCUUCUCCCAGGAGAGAGAUCCUAGAUUUGCUGAGAUGUUUGCUGGAAUAACUGCUUCAGAUAAAAAAAUGAUGGCCUCAGCAUCCACAGCAGGAAACCAGCAGCUUUACUCACAGGGAAGCCCGUUUCAGCCAGGACAUUCAGGAAAGACUUUCAGUUCGUCUGUGGUACAUGUGCCUGGUGUGAACGACAUCCAGUCUUCUUCAUCAACAGGCCAAAAUCUGACACAGAUAUCUCGCCAGCUAAAUCAGAGUCAGGUGGCCUGGACAGGAAAUCGCCCACCAUUUCCAGGACAGCAAAUUCCUUCUCAGUCUGGGAAGGCUCAGUCAUCUCCCUUUGGGAUUGGAACAAGUCACACCUACCCAGCUGAUCCAUCAUCGUACAGCCCUCUUUCCAGCCCUGCCACCUCUUCUCCAAGUGGGAAUGCCUACUCUAGCUUAGCAAACCGAAGUGCAGGGUUUGCUGAAGGUGGACAGAGCAGCGGCCAGUUCCAGGGGAGACCAUCCGAAGUCUGGUCCCAGUGGCAGAGCCAGCAUCACAACCAGCAAAGUGGGGACCAGCAUUCGCACCCGCAGCCCAGUCAGACGGAGGUGUUCCAGGACAUGCUGCCAAUGCCGGGGGAUCCGACGCAGGGUACUGGCAAUUACAACAUUGAAGAUUUUGCUGAUCUGGGCAUGUUUCCACCAUUUUCUGAAUAGCUUGUGAAGCAGAAAUGGAAGCUCUUCUCCAAGGCCCUUUCAGUGUAUUUUUGGCUCUGCUUUUUCUGUGUUGCAUUUCUGUAGAAGCUACUAAACCAGAAGACGCAUUUCUCAUAUUUCAGAUAGUGGUGUAGGGCUUGCUCUUACCUCCUUGGGGUGCGUCAGUGUCAACAGAGGAGCUCCAGCUUGUUAGUGUUCAUUGACAGCUCCAUUAUUUUUUUUUAAUGUCAUCUACCUCAGAGAUCAAAAACUUUGCUUGAUUGAAAAAAAUAAUCUCUGAGACUUAAAUAUUUGAAUGUGAAUGAUACCUAAUAUUUCCUUUUGAAUGGUAAUUUUUAAAUAGAUAAUGAAGUAACAAAGACUAACAGAGAAAAGGUAAGGUAAUGUCUUGUUACAGUGCCUACCGCUCAAUUUCGAUGCCUUGCUUUAAGCUUAAGUUUCUGGAAGCAGACACAAUAUUCUGUUUUCUUUGAUUCUUGUAGUUCUUAGGUCACUUUAAAUGUGAGAUUAAGCAACAUAAUGUAGGCCUCUCUCACCAGAAGAUUCAGCUCCGCCUUUUCUAACUUAAACUUGAAUGUGUGUACAUUUUGGUACUUUAUGUAUAUCUUGUGCUGUAUGAAGUGAUUUCCUGUACUGGUUUCUUUUGCCUUUAAAUAGGGUCCAUUCUGGAGCAUACUGAGAAGGCUAACAAUAUGUGGAGGAUUUAGGUAUUGGAGGAGUCUCCAUCACUUCACAUAGUGUUCUUACUUUUAAUUCAGGUUGUUCUCUAUUCAGAACAAGCAUUUACUUACAUAAGCUAUUAGUCUGGUUUGAAUUUUUGCACUGAAUUGAGGCCUAUAACUCUAUACGUUUCUCACUGGCUGCUUUAAUUUCUAUUGUUCUUGCUUUCCCAAAAAUAUUGCCUCAUAAAAAUGACUAUAAACACACCAAGAUCGUAAUUUCUAUAUUAGCUGCAUUUAUUUUCUGUGAAGUACUUUUUAUACUGUGAAACCUCACAUUUUAACAGUGCAAGGUGGUGGCCUAUUACAAUGAAAUCCUUCAAGCUCAUUUGCUGCAAGCAGUGAGAUGGUUUUGUAGUGUAUAAUUUUUUUUAGAGUGAGUUGGUAAUAGAUAUCAGUUGGACUCCUGUCCACUGUGUACACGAUGAUAACUUGAAUUUUUGCUUGGAUUCCCAAGCAAACUCUUCUGUUAAACCCUGUUAACCCUAUUAUGUUAAAUAUGGGAUUUUCACCUUACCAAGUGUUUUGAGGACUGACUAUUCUGAAUGCUAUAUGCUUUUCCACAGAGGUAAGUGAAUCACCUUCCUCCUGAACUAGUCAUUUACCACAUACACUCAUCAGAAAUGUGGUAGAAAGUUCUUUAUUUGGUAUCUCAUAUGCAUGAUGAGUUACAAGAGGUUGGGUUGAAAGGUCAACAUUUUUAUCCAUUCCUUUGGGAUAGGAGGAGAAGAAAUGGCUCACAAAGGACAAGGAGCCCAGAGUUCCUGUGUACAGGGUUUCUGUGACAUUUGAGGUUGGAAGGUGGUAGUCAGCCUUCACAGAGGGACAGGGUCAGCUUCCUAAAGCCUUUGCAUGUUCAGGAGCCAUUACGGACCUCACAAUAGCAACCCCAGGGCAUAGCCCCCAGUCUAGAAGAUCUCAAAAUCCACAGCAAUUCUUAGACUUCGCAGCGCCCUUCCGCUGGGAAGGGCCACGCACACUAGUGCUGGCCAUUUUGCCAGGCCGAGCAGCCAGGCCUCUGUUCUGCGGCGUGUCCUGGCCACAGGCCUCGUGCUGAAAGGCACUGCAGGCUGCCGGGCCACAGCCAAUGUGACACAGGGACACUGCUUUAACGCUUAGCCACAGGGUGCUUUUCCAUCUGGAUUUGCUUCCCCAGCCCUCGGGUAGAACAGCAUGUAGUUUUCAAUGUCCAGGAAGAGCCUUUCCUACUGUUUCUCUUGGUAAACCUGGGACCAAUCUCUUACUCUACGUGCAAGUGGGGUUAGGGACUCUUUUUUUAGGAUUUUUUUUAAUGUAUCUAGAUGCAGUACUGCAGAGGCCUCAGGUCUCCUGGUCUGUACUUGCCUGACCAAAACCAUGCUGAAAACAAAUUUAAAAAAAAAAAAAAAGUCAUAUCUCUUCUCUCCCAGAGAUAGGGAAAAUACCUUCCUAGGUAAGCAAGCCAUGUGCUUAUGCACUAUUCAUUUAAAUACAUGGAUGUUUAUUCUCUUGGAGCCUUCUUCCUUUCCGCCCAUGCUGCUCAGACAAAUGACUGCUCACUGAAUUAGAUAAACAAAGCUCUGCUGUCCUCAGAGUGAAAUUCAACAAUUUCUGUAAAAGGUGCAUAGAUGCUGUGCAGGCUGGAGGGAGAUACAGUCAGCAUCUGCAUGAUUGUAUAAUUGGGAGCAUUCUGUAGGAUCUAAUCACAAGGGAGAGAGCAGUAGAUGAGCAGCUCAUAUCUCUGUGCAGAAGACACUUGAUAAAUUUCAGUUCUAGAUUUUUUUUAAAAACAUUUGUCUAUAAAGUGAAAAUGAAUCAAAAAAUGCUGUUCCUCUGUUUCAUUUAACCUGACAGACUGCUCUAUUUAUAAUUUAUUUUUGUUCCUGAAUUCAAUUUAAAAGUAAGAUCUGUGUAAUUUUCUUUUUCCUAAUAUCAGCAAUGAUAACUUCCUCAGUGUAUCAUGUUUUUUAUACUACUGUUGAAGGCUUCUUGUGUACCGAAUUUGACUGUGCAGUUACAAGUGCACUGUUAGCAGAAUUUCAGGCACGUCUCCCCUUUUUUGUUUUGUUUUAUUCUUCUACAUACAGUAUUAUAUUUUUUUUUAAGCCAGUAUGCCAGAGGCAUCAGAGCACGGGCUGCUUCUUAUCUUGUAGAGCACCCCUGCCUUCCUGGUUGGGAAAGGGGGUGGCUAUUCUGUUAUAGGGCAGACCGGAGAGCACCAGGUUUGGGUUUUCCUUGCAAGCCUUUUUCACCCUCGUUUCUGAUGUGCCAUCCAGAUCCAGAGCUUUCUUCUCAUUUCCACCCUUCCUUACCUCCCAGCCUGGUCCCAGCCAUCACAUCCUUGUAGCACCUUGCCAUGCACAGGUGGGGAGGUGUGGGGCAGCCCUUCCCGAGCCAGCGAGGAGGGAGCGCUUAACAAGCUUUAAGAGUUUGGCAGCUUCGUGCUUCUGGCCAAGUGAACAAGCAAGCUCAGCGCCUGCUGCUGCUGGGCAUCCUGCGCUGCCCUGGCUGCGUGCCGCCGUCAUGUCAGUGGCUAGCUCCUCUGCAACAGCCUGGUCCAGGUUCUUGUGGCACAACGCGCCAUGUCGCCUAAGCUGUGCUGUAUCUUUCUGUCACGUGCUUGGUUACUAAAGCAACUUACUUAUACUAUAGCUGAAGUUAUAAAGUGCAUUUGGAAUGCUGACGUCUUUAUUACGUGCCGUUGGUGUAACUUUGCUGGCGCUUUGGCUGCUGGUUUCCAGAAUUUCACAGGUGGUGGAUUUCUUGUUUCUUUCGUGGUUUUUUAAGCUGGAAAUAAAGCUGUGAUUUCUGAUCGAACUGUGUUGCAAACACAGUGUUUCUUGAAACUGAAUCUUUUGAUUUUUAAACUGCAAGUAAUAAUGGUCCAGGUGAGUUAUUUCCAUGAGUGGGCAUGUAGACUGAGAUUUUAGAUACUAAAAUAUUUACACUCGUUUAUUCAAACAAGCAAUCCUGUUUAACAAGAGGGACUCCAUCACAUUACUUGUUACAAGUGCUACUGGCAGUACCAACGUUUAUGCUUUAACCAGAUAGUUCCAUUUGUAGCUUUGUUGCUUUUUUUUUUUUUGAAGUACAGUAUGAAACUGUAAAUACUUCUUGCAGUACUGCCUUUUUAACUCUUAAUUACUUUUGGCACAGUGUUAAAUAGUGUUGGAUUUACCCAAUUGCUAUGACAUAUAUUUUUAUACAUAGGUGUACUCUUUUUUCGAGAAUAAUACAGCCAUUUUGUCAUUAAUGCCUUAUCAGUGUCAUACUGCUGUUGCUCUUUGUUUGCAAGGUAUCGAGUGGACUAAUUUCUAGUUCGGAUAUUUUCACUUUUCCUGGCAGUGCUCAAGUUCGGAUUCAGGUGAUUUUUUGCCAGAGUCACAUUUUUCACAGUUGUUGGCUGUGAGAAGAGGAGAAUGCGGGCUUUGUUUUGUUUCUAUUAAUGGAGCAAAGAAAAAGCGAUGGCAUCUAAUUGUCUGUAGAAGGUCAGUCUUUUCCUACUUUACACCGGAGUGUGUUUCAUGGAACUGAUGACUGGGCACUGAUUACUUUGUGUAGAUUAAUGGUCUUUAAAAAAAAAAAAAUCUCAAAAAUGGGCUUCUGUCAUGGUUAGGCACUUGGUUACUUAUCUGUUUAAACUCUUCAUAUUGAUGUGAAAUUGUGCUGUGGAUAAAGUGUAUUUUGUACUUCUGAAUGUUCUAUAUUUAUGACUAACAAGUACAGAAUCAGUUGUGUGUAUGUAUAACUAAUAACUGCCUUUUUAAAUUUCAUUAAAAUAAAAAUGUCAUGAGCUGUUGUUA
Molecule: messenger RNA, 7116 nt
Organism: Cygnus atratus (black swan)
Lineage: Eukaryota; Metazoa; Chordata; Aves; Anseriformes; Anatidae
Gene: ARNT2
Product: aryl hydrocarbon receptor nuclear translocator 2
Exons: 22
Coding region: 408-2615 (735 amino acids)
Biological process (GO): regulation of transcription by RNA polymerase II
Cellular component (GO): transcription regulator complex; aryl hydrocarbon receptor complex; nucleus
Molecular function (GO): DNA-binding transcription factor activity, RNA polymerase II-specific; protein dimerization activity; RNA polymerase II cis-regulatory region sequence-specific DNA binding
Source: RefSeq, a predicted model, not a curated record